Molecule: messenger RNA, 12076 nt
Organism: Acanthochromis polyacanthus (spiny chromis)
Lineage: Eukaryota; Metazoa; Chordata; Actinopteri; Pomacentridae
Gene: atrn
Product: attractin
Exons: 29
Coding region: 261-4382 (1373 amino acids)
Cellular component (GO): Golgi apparatus
Molecular function (GO): protein binding
Source: RefSeq, a predicted model, not a curated record
GCCGUUGCGCACUUCCGUCGCCUUUGCGUCACUUCUGGACGUCAAUAUGCGGCUUUUUGCGGCGCUGGGAAACAGAACCGCUGGGAAGAUGUAAACCAGUGACCGGAGUCCGCCACCGUCAGCGAACACACUCACCGUCACCCCCACACACUCGGCGCCCUCAGCCCGGCUAACGGAGCCGCUCCAGCGGACAGCUCUUCGGCUCUCCGCCUGCGAAGCAGCGGAGCUUCUGCCUCCAAGCAGCCAUCUUUUGUGAGAGAAUGUACGGGGCGACGCGGCGGGCCUGCUCGGGCUCUGGCCGCGGCCGGAGCUUACUGAUGCUGACGACCGCGCUCCUGCUGUCAGUAAUCGGGCUGCUGUCCGGACUGCCCGGCAUCACCGAGGCGAAGGAAUGCGACAAACCGUGUAUGAACGGCCAGUGUAACACCGCCACUGGCAACUGUGUAUGCUUCCCCGGCUGGGUCGGGGACCAAUGCCAGCACUGCGGAGGGAGAUUCAGGCUGACAGGACCCUCUGGUUACCUGACCGACGGUCCAGGAAACUACAAGCACAAGACCAAGUGCACCUGGCUCAUUGAAGGACAGCCGAACACGAUUCUGCGACUUCGUUUCAACCACUUUGCGACCGAAUGCAGCUGGGAUCACCUCUACGUGUACGACGGCGACUCCAUCUACGCUCCGCUUCUGGCCGCUUUCAGUGGUCUGAUAGUUCCCGAGCGUUACGGGAACGAGACGGUUCCUGAGGUGGUGUCUCAGUCCGGCUACGCCUUGCUGCACUUCUUCAGCGACGCCGCCUACAACCUGACCGGCUUCAACAUUUCCUACAGGGUGAACACGUGUCCCAACAACUGCUCCGGCCGAGGCGAGUGUCGCGUGGGAAACUCCACGGCUUCGGUUUACUGCGAGUGCGAAGCCAACUGGAAGGGGGAAGCCUGCGACAUCCCGUACUGCCUGGCCGACUGCGGCUCCCCCGAUAGAGGCCACUGCCAGGGCAAGACCUGCAUCUGCAAGACCGGAUGGCAAGGUCCAGACUGCUCCGUCUCGGUUCCCGCCAACUCGUCCUUUUGGAGCCGGGAGGAGUACGCCGAUGCUGGGCUGGCCAGGGCUUCCCACAAGGCCGUGGUGGAGCAGGGCAUCAUGUGGGUCAUCGGAGGCUACGUCUUCAACGCCUCCGACUACCACAUGGUUAAAGCGUAUAACCUUAGCAGUAAAUCGUGGCUGACCCUUGACCCGUCUGUCAACACCGUCACGCCGCGAUACGGCCACUCCCUCGCCCUACAUGAGGGUAAAAUGUACAUGUACGGAGGAAAGAUCGACUCCACUGGAAACGUGUCGAGCCAGCUGUGGGUUUUCCACAUCCAGAACCAGACCUGGGUCCUGCUGAGCCCCCGGGCCAAGGAGCAGUACGCUGUGGUGGGACACUCGGCCCACAUCGUGCCUCCGGUCCAGGAAGGAGCCAGCGCCGUGAUGCUGGUUCUGUUCGGACACUGUCCUCUGUACGGAUACAUCAGCCAGGUGCAGGAGUACAACAUCGCUAAGAACACGUGGAACGUCGUGCCCACAGAGGGAGCUCUGGUUCAGGGCGGUUACGGCCACAGCAGCGUUUUCGAUCCCGGCAGCAGAGCCAUCUACAUCCACGGAGGCUACAAGGCCUUCAGCGCCAACAAGUACGGCCUGGCAGGAGACCUGUACAAGUUUGACGUGGACAGGAGGAAAUGGACCGUCCUGAGAGACAGCGGCUAUUUCCGUUACCUCCACACGGCGGUGAUAGUGAGCGGGACGAUGCUGGUGUUCGGAGGAAACACUCACAACGAUACGUCCAUGAGCCACGGCGCCAAGUGCUUCUCUUCGGACUUUUUGGCCUACAGUUUAGCAUGUGAUGAGUGGACAGUACUGCCUCGGCCGGACCUCUUCCAUGACGUCAACCGCUUCGGACACUCGGCGGUUUUCAGCGACAGUGUGAUGUACAUGUUCGGCGGCUUCAACAGCCUGUUGCUCAGCGACGUCCUCAUGUACACCUCGCCCAGCUGCUCGGCCUUCUCCAGCCCGGCGUCCUGCAGCCAGGCCUGGCCGGGCAUCCACUGCGUCUGGAACAGCACCCAGGGGAGCUGCCUGCCUUGGGAAAGUAACGCCGCUGGGCCCGAGCUGCAGCAGCUGCUCGCCUCCUGCAACACCAGAUCAUAUGCUGAUAAUGACAGAUGUGAGCAGUAUACCGACUGCUACAGCUGCACCGCUAACACCAACGGCUGCCAGUGGUGUUCGGCCCAGUGUGUGUCUCUGGGAAGCAACUGCACCUCGGCUUCGGGGGCCAUAGCUGAGUAUGAAGUUUGUCCCAAGGACAACCCCUCGUAUGUGUGCAGCAAGAAAACCAGCUGCAAGAGCUGCGCCGUCGACCAGAACUGUCAGUGGGAACCUCGCAACCAAGAGUGCAUCUCGCUGCCAGAGAACGUCUGCGGUGAAAGCUGGCAUCUGGUGGGCAACUCCUGCCUGAAGUUCAUCACGGCCAAAGACUCGUACGACAACGCCAAGCUGGCCUGCAGGAGCCACAACGCCGUCCUGGCAUCGCUGACCACGCAGAAGAAGGUGGACUUUGUGCUGAAGGAGCUGCAGAUCAUGAGUGUGGUGUACAAAGCCACCGUCACACCCUGGGUGGGGCUCAGGAAAAUCAACGUUUCCUACUGGUGCUGGGAGGACAUGUCGCCCUUCACCAACACCACCCUGCAGUGGCUGCCAGGCGAGCCGAGCGACGCCGGCUUCUGCGGAUAUCUGGCCGAGCCGGCGUCCAGCGGGCUGAAAGCACAAACCUGCAUCAACCCGGUGAACGGCAGCCUGUGUGAACGGCCAGCGAACCACAGCGCCAAGCAGUGCCGGACCCCAUGCGCCAUGCGGACCACCUGCAGCGAAUGCACCAGCAGCAGCUCGGAGUGCAUGUGGUGCAGCAACAUGAAGCAGUGCGUCGACUCCAACGCCUACGUGGCCUCCUUCCCCUUCGGCCAGUGUAUGGAGUGGUACACCAUGAACACGUGUCCACCUGAGAACUGCUCGGGCUACAGAACAUGUGGCCAGUGUUUGGACCAGCCGGGCUGCGGUUGGUGCACCGACCCCAGCAACACGGGCAAAGGCCAGUGCAUCGAGGGCUCCUACCGGGGGCCCUUCCAGACCUCGGUCCCGGCCCCGUCCACCCUGCCCGGCCUGCCUGCCAGCCCCCAGCCGGCCCUCAACGCCAGCAUGUGCCCCAGCGAAGCCAAAUACAACUGGUCCUUCAUCCACUGCCCAGCUUGUCAGUGCAACGGUCACAGCCAGUGCGUCAACGAGAGCGUGUGCGAGAAGUGCGAGGACCUGACGACCGGCCGGCACUGCGAGAGCUGCAUCUCCGGCUUCUACGGAGAUCCGACCAACGGCGGCAGCUGCCAGCCCUGCAAGUGCAAUGGCCACGCCAGCAUGUGCAACCCCAACAACGGCAAGUGCUUCUGCACCACCAAAGGCAUCAAAGGAGAUCGAUGCCACCUGUGUGAAGUCGAGAAUCGCUACCAAGGCAACCCUCUCAAAGGAACAUGCUACUACACUCUCCUCAUCGACUACCAGUUCACCUUCAGCCUGUCGCAGGAGGACGACCGCUACUACACCGCCAUCAACUUCGUGGCCACACCCGAGGAGCCAAACCGGGAUCUCGACAUGUUCAUAAACGCCUCCAAGAACUUCAAUCUGAACAUAACGUGGGCGACGAGCUUCACUGCAGGCACCCAGACCGGGGAGGAGAUUCCCAUCGUCUCCCGGAGCAACAUCAAGGAGUUCAAAGACAGCUUCUCCAACGAGAACUUUGACUUCCGCAACAGCCCCAACAUCACCUUCUUCGUCUACGUCAGCAACUUCACGUGGCCCAUAAAGAUUCAAAUCGCCUUCUCGCAGCACAGUAACUUCAUGGAUCUGGUGCAGUUCUUUGUCACGUUCUUCAGCUGCUUCCUCUCGCUGCUCCUGGUGGCCGCCGUGGUUUGGAAGAUCAAACAGAGCUGCUGGGCGUCACGGCGACGAGAGCAACUGCUGAGGGAGAUGCAGCAGAUGGCCAGCCGGCCUUUCGCCACCAUCAACGUCGCCUUGGAGACCGACGAAGAGCCGCCUGACCUGAUAGGAGGAAACGUCAAGUCCGUCCCAAAACCCAUUGCCCUCGAGCCUUGCUUUGGCAACAAAGCCGCUGUGCUCUCCAUCUUUGUUCGGUUACCCAGGGGCACCGGCGGCAUCCCUCCUCCAGGACAGUCUGGUCUGGCGGUGGCCAGUGCGCUGGUCGACGUCUCCCAGCAGAUGUGCGUCGGCUACAAGGAGAAGUCCGGAGGUUUGCGGAACCGUAAGCAGCAGCCGACGGCGCAGCCUUCCACCUGCAUCUGACCACGCCCCCUUCCCGUCCUCCUCCACCAAUCCCAAGCACCCGGCGCCCUCCCGUCAGCCCCCCGCCUCGGCCCCCUCCCUCACGGACUGGCAGGGAGAGGUGCAUGCUGGGACGCAGGACUGGAACAUUUUAGGCGAGGGGCCGAGUCGCCUGGCGGACUGAAGCCUCGGCGGCCUCCCUCUCCUCCUGACGGGACUGAAUGACAGAAACCGGAGAGAGGGGGGAGCGACGGACGGACGGAGGGAGGGAGCAGGUGCCGACUCCUCCCAUCCCCCCACCGAAGAACAUUUUACAUUCGUCGACACCGCCUCGGUAGAGUCGAGGCGGCCACGGCUUGCUGCUAGAAGACAUCCUUUGUCUCAUAGUUUUUUGAAAAAUCCAGAGACUUUGCAACCGUUUUUAUUUAAGUUAUUGUUUUUUUGUUUUGUAUCGUCUCGUUUUUUCGAAGGCAGGAACAAACUGGACACGCUCAGCUACACACACACACACGCACACACACACACACUUCCAGUAAACGGCGACUUUCCAUUCCCCUUCGUGCCCAUUCUGUAGCUUCAGAUUCUUCGGCCUCGGAGCAAAACUAACAGCAUGUUCAGUCUUCCUUUAGCGAGGAUCCGCUGCAGGAGGCCCCCCAACUGAUGCCACAUUUCUAAUCGGCCGCUGUGUCUUCUGCAGCUUCGGCUUCUCCCAUCUGGCCGAGUCCAAAUCGAGACCGCAGAAACAUCUCAUCCACAUUGCUGGCUCGCUCGCUCCCCGGCACGACGGAGGCUUUUUCCAGCUAAUUACUCCUGCAGUUACAAUGAAAGUCAAUGGCUCUGCGCACACACUGGUGCAGCAGUGAAGCAGCUGGUGGUCAGAAAAUCCUCUCUGGUGUUCAACACUCGUCCCUUUGGCUUCCUGUAGAUCUGCUGAUUGACUGGAGUGAUUAGGUUGAGGAAAGGUCCAGCUCUUUAAUUGUUGCAUAAGAAAUCCAUUGUCUCUAAUUACUGCUCCUUAAAUGCAACGCAUGCACCACCAGGAAGUCCAGCGUUCGAUCGCGAUUGUUCCGUGUCCCUGAACUAUCCACGGACGCCCAAUUAGCCGCCUGCAGCAGCGACGGUCGCAUCGAUGCAGCUACAGUCGAGCUGCAGCAGCGGAGGUGUCAGUUUCCUUAAAGAGGACUUUUAAAUCGGCCAACUCUUAAUUCUGGGGCCAAAAACACAAGAAUGAAAAGAACCCAUCACAUUCUCUCCAGAAAUGAUCUCGCUUUUCUACCUGCCCUUAUCUAAAAAUCACUGCUCCACUUCUUUGUUUUUAAAAGCAACGCUGCUGACUUCUGUGUCAACACAUAAUUCUGGCCUGUUUUAAUGGCAUAAAUUCAGCUUUUGUAGCGGUUUAGCUCCACACAUCCCUAAAAAUGUCAAAUCAGCCACACUAACUUUUCAGAAAGCCUGUUUAAUCUGUUGCACUGAUGCUAGCAAAAUGAUGAUUUCUGCCUCAUUUUAUAAUCUGCUUUCAGUUUUAUCACACUAAUGUUGAAGUUGCCCCCUUGAAGUUUUCGUUUACGAUCAGUGUUGCUCACUUAUAUGCAUUUAAUGCACUUUUGAAGCAUAAAAACACUUUUUAAUACUAUUUUAAAGGUCCCGUUUUGUGUCCCUUGUCAAAUUAGUGGAAGUCUCUCAUUUGCUCAAUAUGUAUCUUACAGUUCUUACCUUUAAAUAUCACAAAAAAAUGGUUAAUUUCAAUUUUUAAACAGGUUGUUUUGCUCUAAAAACCAAUGAGCUGCUGCUGCUCCUGCCCCCUUCAGGAAGAAAACUCUCUCUGCGUCUAUGUAGACCUCCACAGAUGUGAAAGAGUUUUUCUUUUACUUUCGAUCGAUCAUUUAACAAGGAAAUAUCCAGAAAUUCACAGCACAUUUAUUGGCUUUAACUCGUGUUUGGUAAAUUAUAACAUCAGUGUUUUAGCGGUUCAGAGCAGCAGCUUGGAAAUGAAGCGACUUCCUGUUAACAUGUAGCUUUAAUGCUGCAUUUCACUCAUUAUUUCACACUUCUUUUGCUGUCUAACAACAAACAGCAAAAUAUGUAACUGAAAACAGCUUUUUUGCAUAUUUAGCUGUAUUAAAACGCAAUUAUGUGAGCACAGAGAGCAGGAGAUAAGUCAAGAUAUGUGAACUUACAGUUUGUUCUGCAGUUUUUCUCCUUAAAAUACCGCAAAAAUGGUUAAAUUAAAUUUUUAAACAGGCUGUUUUGCACUGAGCUGCUGCUGUUCCCGCCCCCUUCAGGAAGAAAACUCUCUCUGCGUCUAUGCAGACCUCCACAGACAUGAAAGGCUUUUCUACUGCCUCUAACUUUCUAUCUAAACUAUCAUUUCCAUCACAUUCUCUAAAGAGAUUAUCUUGUUUUUCUACCCGCUGUUAUCUAAAAAUCAUUGCUCCGCUUUUUUUUUUAAAGCAGCGCCGCUUAUUGUUGUGUCGACAUUGAAUGGAAAAAAAAAACACUAAAAAAGGAUAAAAUUCAAGCUGCUAGUUUGAAAAACAGCUUAGAAAUGUAAUCCGGCUGCUUUUAGAAGAGAUGCCACAUCUGUUUCCUCUUCUCUCCUUCGGUCUCGCAUUCGUCCUCGGCGGUCGUCUUCGCAGGGUCCGACUGAAAGGCCGAAAAUAUUUAUCUUCCUGCCGCCUCGCAAGGUUAUUAACUCUCCGCUCUGUGAGAAGUGCAGUAAUAGAACAAUUUAAUAACUUGUGUUCUUGCCCUAAAGAGCUCAUCGUGUUUAGUUCCAGGUUCCCACAUGCGCUCGGCCUACUAUAACUGCUCGCCGCCUGGUUAAAGGGCAAACUUUUUGCACCGGGAAAAGGUCAGAGCAGAAAGCAUGAACAAAGUUGACAUUCCGUAAUUACAAAGAGCGACUGCAGUCAGCGACGUUAAGAACUGCGACGAGUCGAAGCGCCUCACUCUGUUAUCAGCCGUUUCCUCCAUCACACUGACUUUCAGGCUUUGAUGUUUCAAUUUAUCGUUUCUGCUAAAAAGCUGGAUGGUGGAAAGUAAUUAUCAGUCAUUAGCAGAAUGUUAGGAAAUUAGUUCUGUAUUGUUGGCAAGUUUGUCGACCUGCGGCAAAAAAAAAAAAACUGUUUAAUUUUCUACUAACCUGUCGCUGCUUCUCAGGUGUGCAGGAGUUCUUUGACUUGACCUAAAACACUAAAGUCAUUUUUUUCUGGUAGUUAAACAUCAUUUAAAGGUCCCUUUAAAUUCCAAAAAUCUUGCACAGGGAUUGACUGAUUGUUAGUCCUCAAAGGCACCUAAAAAGUAUUUAAAAUUGCAGUAAAACUGAAAAUCUUGGUGUCAGUUUUCAGAAAAAAUCCCUGAAUUUAUGUUCCUCUAAUGUUUAAUUAAACUUUCCAGCUUUUGUUAUUGAGACGUGCAGCCAACAAAAGCACAUUUUUGAACAUUUUUUGUUAUUGAGAAACGGUUAAAAACUAAUCUGAUAGAAAGAAACAAAAUAUCAGCUUCAGUAAUCGACCUGGCUCCUAAUCAUGUGUGCAGUUUGGACAUUUUUCUGUGGCUUUGUGAAGGCAGCAAUAUUCUUUAUCCUUUGCAGAAAUGACACCAACUUCCACUGAUUUGAGUGAAAUGUGUUUUGCAUAGAGACCAAAAGUUCAAAAACGUGUGUUUUAGUCGACUUGGCAAAUUAAUGAAGUAUCAUGAAGGAGAUUCAGUUUAAAAAUCUGACUUUUCUUCAGCAUAAAUGAUGCAAUUUCCACUGAUUUAACUAAAAUUCACUUUGCAAAGAGACCAAUAGUUUAAAAAAAAAAUUAGUUCGAGUCUAAUUGGCAAAUAGAAGAAGCUUGAUUCAUGAGAUUCAGGUUAAAAUUCAGACCUUUUUUUAGCACAUUUCACACCAUUUCCAGUAAAAUUCACUUUACCUAGAUGUUGAAAGUAAAAAAAAAAAACAUGUUUUAUAAGCCUGGCUAAUCUGUGAAGCUUCAUUUAAGAGAUUCAGUUUAAAAUUCAGACUUUUCUUUUGCAGAAAUGAUACAACUUUGAUCUGAGUAAAAUUCACUUUGCAAAGAUGCCAAAAACUUUUUAAAAAAUAUUUGUUUUAGUCUACUUGGCGAAUCAUUUAAACUUUAUUCAUGAGAUUCAGUUAAAAAAUUCUGACUUUUCUUUCGCAGAAAUGAUACAAUUUCCACCGAUUUGAGUAAAAUUCACUUUGCAAAGAUGCCAACUUUUUCAAAAAGUAUUUUAGUCUAAUUUGCAAAGCUUAAUUCAUGACAUUCAGUUGAAAAUAGACUUUUCUUCUGCACAAAUGAUACAAAAAUUCACUUUGCAAAGAUGCCAAAAGUUGUUUUUUUUAAAAAAGCAUGCAUUUGGUGAAUCUGUGAGGCUUCAUUCAUGAGAUUCAACCUAAAAGUCCGACUUUACAGAAACACGAAGCUAAAAAAAAGUUGCGACCCUGAGCUGAUGAGAAAAAGAAAAAGAAACGAGAAAGUCCAUGUCUAAAUGUGACACCAGGCCUUUGUCCUCCGCAGCAUCAGCAGCCGCUCUGCGAUCCGUCAGCUCCUCAUAGAUUUGAUUUUCUCCGACUUUUUCAUUCCCCACUGUGGCCCGCUUCCAUUUAACACAAAACACCAUCGGUCCGCUUUAUUGACGAAGCUUCUAACCGUCUUCGUCGUCGCAGAGAAACUCUUCAGUGCACUGUAGUAACAAUUCACCAAGAGAGAAGAUUGCUUUUGCUGCUUUCUUUUUCUAAAUGAAUGUAAAAUGAAAACCGUCUGUACAGCCAAGGUAAACCUGUGAACUGGAACACACCCGAGGGCGUUUUGGAAGUCGGUUUCUCAGGGUGACGGGGCGACGCAGGGGUUAAAACGUCGACUCCAAGAUCGUGAAAACCCAACGUGUGGAAGCUGCAUUGAGGAAAACGGUACAAAGAAGAGUCCAGUGGCUCAGAUAAAUCCACUAUCUGUGGGAUGUUUAGUUUAACAAACCUUUAAUUUCGUUAAUUUCGGCCAUUUUCAAAGCUGCAGCCGUAAAAACACCCAACAUUUACUCGCUGUUUGACCCACAUCUGCAGCCUCCUGCCAGCUUGUGUCAACGCCACCUGAAAAGCGAUUAGGGAAAUUUAUCGCAGUUUCAACAUUCAUCCGGCACAUUUCACCUCCGGUCCUCCCACACAGGCGUUUUCAUUUAUUUUCCGCUGAUUAGACGUCUUGUCGGGACGGCGUGGGCAGGAGGUGACUGAGUGUCCUGUUGCACCUGAACAGUAGAGCUGAGUGACCUAAAAUCACAACAAAACACUAUAUUGUUGCUUAUAGCUUGGUAAUGAUGAAUAUAACUACAUCUAUCAUGGUUCUGGCCUGUGAACACGUUGGUAGCAUAUUUAGCUCCAUGCAACCUGAAAAGACGUCCAGUCAGCCACACUAAUGCUCCAAAGAGCCAGUUUAUUCUGUUGCACUGUUGUGGUCCUACUUGGCCAACCCAUAAUGCUGGCAAAAUGGUGAUUUCUGCCUCAUUUUAUAAUCUGCUUUCAGUUGCAUCACACUAAUGUUAAGGUGCCCCCUUGGAGUUGUCGUUUACGAUCAGUGUUGUUCACUUAAAUGCAUUUAAUGCACUUUUGAGGCCUGAAAACACACUUCAAGCAUUAACUUCUUCAUAAAACUUUCACAAAAUCCCUUUUAGUACUGUUUUAAAGGUCCCGUAUUGUGCCCCUUAUCAAACUAAAGGAAGUCUCGCAUUUGUUCAAUGUAUGUCUUGGAGUUUUUCAUUUAAAAUACCAUAAAAAUGCUUAAUUUCAAUUUUUAAACAGGCUGUUUUGCUCUAAAAACCAAUAAGCUGCUGCUAUUCCCACCCCCUUCAGGAAGAAAACUCUCUCUGCAUCUAUGUAGAGUUUUCUACUGCCGCUAACUUUCCAUCUAAACCAUCAUCUGAUGUGGAAAUAUCCACAAAUUCACUACACAUUUGUUGAUUUUACCUCAUUUAACGUUUAGCAUUUAGCGGCGCGGAGCAGCAGUUUGUAAAUGAAGCGACUUCCUGUUAAUGUGUAACCUUAAUGCUGCAUUUUACCCAUUUUCACUCAUUUUUUUUUGCUGUCUGAUAACAGAAACGGCAAGAUGUGUUACUGAAAACAGCUUUUUUACUAACUUAGUUGUGAGCUAAUGGCUAAGAGUUAGCAGAAUUAGCUCGAGGAAGUAAAUAAACCUGGUGGACCAAGUUUCAAGCAACCACAAAACACAAUAGAAGUACAUUUUCACCAUAUGGGACCUUUAAAUCCUGCAUAGCUUCCAUCCAAGUUUACUUUAUUCUUCUUCUUCCCUUUGCUGGCAAAUCGUUAAUGCAUUACUGCCACCUGUAGGUUAGUAGAAUAGUGACAGAAAUGUGCUCGUAAACAUUAGCGAAAACUCCACUGGGCACCUUUUAACUGCUUCAGAUUUUUUAAAAAUGGAGCAUUUCUCAUGUUGGGUUUUCCACUGGAAGGCUUUUAUUGUGAAGCAGCUGCGGGAAAAGUUAGCGAGCUAGCUUUGCUGAUGUUAAAUUAUAAACGCUAAAGUUGCUUUUACGCCGCCAUGAUGUGUUGUGGACGCUCCUUGGCGAUCUCUAGACAUCUACGAAUGCGAGGAAAAGCGGUUUAAAAUGAUGAUUCAAAUGAAAAUGAGUGACGAAUUCCAGCCGCGGCGUGCGUCCCAGUCUUCCUUUAGAUGCCGUAGAAGUGACAAAUCAAAAACUUUAAAGAGCACAAAACAAACGGAGAGAACUUUGGGCUCACGGGGGUUUAAAUCUUUUCCACUUUUUCCCUGCGUUCUGCUGGUAAACACAAACUUUUCCAGCGUUUGCCGCGCCGGCGUCGCAUUACGGAAACCAACGAGGGUUCCUGAAGUUCACAUUUUCCACGCGGUUACCUCUCGACGCCCGAACGCGACGCGGCAAAAAUAUCGGAGCGGGGCAAGCGUCGGACGUUUGCAAAAAGGGAAGCGAGCCUUGCACACUGUCGCUGCCCCCGUAUGCCUGGUGUUUAAAGAGAUGGGCAGCUUUUCUUUUUUCUUAUUUUUUUGAAAUCUCACCCUGCUUUCCAAGCCUCAAAACGUUAUCGGGUAACACUUUAACUUUACAGUGACCUUAUUUCGGCUCAUUAAUCUCUGUAUUAACCCAUAGAAAUGUACAGCAAAAAAACCACGCGUAUUUAUAAAGUGAGCUAAUAUUCACAGUAGAUUCCUUUUGUCCAACACUGGCAGCAUUAAUGUGUAAUUAAAAUGCUUCUUUAAUACACCGGUUUGACGCGACAGAAUAAGGUCAUUGUAAAAUAAGGCAUUACUCUUUUUGUUGUUUUUCUUUGUAUAGCGGCAUUAUAUAUAUAUUGAGGAAGUAGUUUGUUAAUAUGUAUAAUUUAGCAGUUGCUGUUCAUUUUUUUUCCUCUCUCUCUCUUUUUUUGUAAAUAAUGAGGAAGUAUUGUGAAUGAUAAUAAUUUGUUGAAUGGUUUUAAAAAAAACAAAACGUCAAAAAAAGAGGAAUCAUUUAAAAUCUCUCCAGGCUUUUAAACAACGUGACUACAGUACAUAGCAUAUUUUGUAAUGUAAGGCAGCAGCGUUAAGAUGAACAAGCAUUACUAGAAGCUGACGAAAACCUACGUGUAAAACUUGAGGAUAAAUAGCUUACCGACCUUGUAAUUUACUGAUGUACAUAAAAAGAAUGACAGAACAUUUUUGUCUAUUAUUAAAUGUGAAAAUCCA